Messenger RNA from Liolophura sinensis, 585 nucleotides. Its product is annotated as NADH dehydrogenase [ubiquinone] 1 subunit C2-like. Bases 57 to 350 code for a protein of 97 amino acids. The record is from RefSeq and is a predicted model, not a curated record. Gene Ontology annotation, cellular component: mitochondrial inner membrane; respiratory chain complex I. Gene Ontology annotation, biological process: mitochondrial electron transport, NADH to ubiquinone. Lineage: Eukaryota; Metazoa; Mollusca; Polyplacophora; Chitonida; Chitonidae. The transcript is spliced from 3 exons.
CUGACAUGCGCAGAGACACAUCCAUCUUCCGGUGACGAACUCUCGCCCGCAUAAACAUGUCAAAGUUACCAACAUUCGAAGAGGCAGGUUUUGCCAGCGUUGGAUUUGGUUUUGGAGUAAUCAGAAACUUCGCCGGAAAGCGACCAAUUUUCGCGAGUAUACAUAUCCACUUGAUCGGAACUGCUCUUGGGUUUAUGUUUGGACGGUACGUCCACAAUGCGACGGAGAGAAGAUACAGAGAGAAGCGUAUAUACAUAGAAGAUUACAUGAGGCUUCAUCCAGAAGACUUUGUGGAAGCCCCACCUAAGUACUAUAAAGAUGUUUUGCAGAAGUGGUAUCCUGUUCGAUGAUGGAUUUUACCUAGUGUGACAUUUGGUAUAAACUGUGUGAGUGUGACAGGCUCAAACCUGUGCUCAGCUCUGUUCAGCAUACAGACAUCAUGAAGCCAGUUUGUCAGCUGAAGUAGUUUUGCUGUGUACGGAAUAAUGUUGGACUGUAGACGACAUAUUUGUUUCAGCAAUCAGUGCUAACCAGGAAUAUGAUAAAUGUGCAUCCAUUUUAUGAAUAAAAAUUUUUUUGUUGUUA